GUCGGAGAUGCUGUCAUCUCUGGUGGUGAAGGCCCAGCGAGAAAAGCAUGGCCUGCAGUCUGACAUUGGGAGGAAGCAGUUCGGCUUCGGUCGUGAGGAGCUCGACGGUGGAGCUAGCUAUUAUGAGGGGGAGUUCAAGCUCUACCUCAGAAGUGGGCAUGGAACGCUUGAAAACACCGAGACAGGCCUGAAGUAUGUCGGCCAGUUUCAGAUAGACAAGUUCCAUGGCAGGGGUAGGCAUGUGUGGCCUGAUGGGAGCUCAUAUGAAGGAGACUGGCACACGGGCAGAAAGCACGGGCAGGGCAUCUAUGUCAGCCCCGACAACCUCACGUACACAGGAGAGUGGCAUGAUGGAAAGAGGCAUGGCAAGGGCGUCCAGGAGUAUGCCAAUGGCGAUACCUAUGAUGGAUGGUGGUACAACGGUCAGUGCAGUGGCCUGGGGGUCUACUACUUCGCAGAUGGCUCCCAGUACCGGGGAUGUUGGAGUCACGGCAAGUAUGAUGGUGAGGGCAUGCUCUAUCUGGCCAAUGGGGACCGGGAGCGCCUGACCUACAUGAACGGACGCCUGAUGAAGCGAGAAGUGCUGACACCGUCUCCUCCGCCCAAAGUGGGAAGCAAAACGAAGCCGGGCAUCUUCUGCGGCAUCCAGCUUUCUCAAGAUCGUGUGGACGCCUUGAUGCCCACCGUGCGCAAGCAAACGCAUGGCGACGUGCAGCUUCUCAUCAAAAGAGAGUGCGACAUGUAUGACCUGUCCGCCCCGCCGAUCCGCCUGCCACACCAGAAGGCGACCACCGAGAGGAUGCAAGAUGAAUUGCUGGGCACCUCAAUCGAAACGGUGACUGGUGGCGACACCGUCGGUGAUAUCAGUGUUCUUACAUCUGGUCCUUCCACCGAUGAACCUACCUUUCUCACGGGACCUUAG
Molecule: messenger RNA, 922 nt
Organism: Symbiodinium pilosum
Lineage: Eukaryota; Dinophyceae; Suessiales; Symbiodiniaceae
Source: the annotation of a GenBank genome assembly